CUGGUCUGGGGUUGACAGUGUGGUUGACCCACCGUGACAGAGCUGCAGAAAUGCCGGUGGGGAUUGUAGCACAAGCCCAGGCAGCCCCUGCCUGGGGGACUCUGGGAAUCCUUCAGCUCUCUUGAGCCUCAUGUUCGUUGUCUAACAAUGAAAACACUCCAGGAUGUCACCUUAGAGUUGUCUGUGCCAAAAGACACGCUAGACAAGUGCGUCUGGUUGUCCUUCCUUUUAAGUCUGGGCCUUUUCUUGGUUGAUCCUGUGCCCUUUUCCCCAGACUCCUUCGGGAAGGACCUUUCUAUUUUGCCAAGUGGCAGUUCCUUCAGUUUCUGGAAAGUAAGACUUUCCAGCUGAGCUGGCACUUUAGGGGCCCUUCAGAAGCACAAGCUGAAGACCAGGAGUUUGAGGUGACAGUGUCAGAGUCUUGAGGGUGGCUGGGCCUCGGCCACACCAUGCUGGAUACCGCCUAGACAGCCUGGUGGGUCCCAGCUCUCCUGGUAGUUUGCUCUCCUUUGGCACUCAGACACCUGGGCACGUUCAGGAGGGCCCCCAGGUGCCCUCAUCUGACUGUGCUGUUUCCCCAUGUCCUUCAGACCCUUGCCUCUCAAAAGUCCUGAACAGAUGAGGCAGAGGGUAGCACUGCCAUCAUUCCUGGGGCAGGGAUGAGUAAGCAAGCCUAUGACAGUUCAACCAUGGUUCUGGAUCCUCCUUGCCUGCUCACCCAACUGCUGUCUAAGCCCCUGAAGCAAGACUACAGCUGUUGGUUAGUGCUCAGACAAGAUAUACGCCGUCGAUCUGUCUCCAGCAUAAUCCUCAGCUGCAAGAGCUCACUGCUGCUGCUCUGGAGGUGCAGGGCUAAGGUUUCUAGGCCCUCUUCUAAUGCUAAAUGCUCCCUGGAAACACGUUCUAUAUUUGAAGCACAAAUUCAAAUGCUAGGAGUGGGGAAAUUAGUGCUUUGUAGCUCUGGGCUUGAGUGAUUUUCCAGCCUCUGUCUCCAGAAUGCUAGGAUUUACUUGCCUGCGCCAUCAUGCCCAACUAGGCUUACUGCGUUUGUCCGGGAAUUCAGUGGGACACGUUAAAGAAUGUUUUGAGUUUAAAAUGAACGAAGGCUGCUUGCUGCGGGAGCCCAGCGAUGGAGUCCAGAUAGGAUCCCAGACUCUUCUGGCUCCCUCAUUUUUUAAAACAAAGAAAUGGUUGGGCCGUAUGACUCUAAGAACUGUGAAGGUGGAAAUCUUAGCCUGAUCGGUGCUCUAUAAACACGUUGGAAUAAGCAACUACGUGCUUGUGGCCUAGUUUGUACAGGGUAGUCUGAGCUGGUGACCUCAGUGGUUUGUUUGGCUCUACACAGGUGGAGUUCAUAGGCGAAAGGAGCCAGACACCUGGCGCUCACACCUGCCGGGCGGAGACAACGCGCCAACGCACGCUGUGGGGCUGGUGCUUCGGCUCGCCAAUGAGGCCUGGGCUCUGUGUAGCCAGGAGGCGGAACCUCCAGGGCUAGCCAAUGGGGAGCCCGCUUGCAGCGGGUGGAGCCUGCGAUCCAGCCGCGGGAGCCGUGGAGGAGCAGCUGAGACGCCGCGGGCUCACGGCUCUGCAGACUCCGUCCCUAGGCUAUUCGUCCCGGACGGCCAUCCGAGCCUGGUGCGUGUGGGCCAGGAAGGGCCGUCUGUAGGGAAGAUCGCAGCGGCGACUCUGGGACGAGGCAGGAUCGCGUGCAGCCAUGACCGAGGCGGCCGCUGCUCCGGACUGGCAUGUGGGAACUGACCUCCAACAACAGGUCCAGAUCCAGUCUGCGGAGAUCUCCAUUUUAGCCAUCCUGGCUGCUGUUCAGGCAGUGGAGAAGAAAACAGAAUCCCAAGCUGUCCAUCUUCAAAGCCUGGAAAUACGAACAGGGUCAGCUGAGAAGAGGCUGGCUGACUUUGAGAAGACAGCCAUGGAGCUCAGCAGCCAGCUGGAGGGCAAGUGGGCUGUGCUGGGGACCCUGCUGCAGGAGUAUGGGCUGCUGCAGCGUCGGCUGGAGAACCUAGAAAGUCAGAUGCAAAACCGGAACUCCUGGGUCCUGAGGCUGCCCCCUAGCAGCAAGGAUGAAGCCCCCAAGGUUUCUAUGACUACUGAAGAGGUAGCUGGGUGUUUCCCCGAGCAACAGGAAGGCAGUCCGGAAGAUUGGCAGAAGGAGCUCUGCACGCACGGAGCAAAGGAGAGCCGUGAGAUGCUGGGCUCUCUGGAAACAGGCCAGCUGGACUCUGUCCCAAGUGUUCUUCCCUGGAUCAAGCAAGAAGAAGAGGCAUAUGAGAAGAACCUGCGGGAGACAAGCAGUGCAUAUCUGUGCUCAGAAACCUGGCUAGCUAACAAGAAAAGGACCCUGGAAGGAGAGUCUGUGGUACCAGAGUCAGCCUGGGCAACCGAUGGAAGACCCAGCAAGGAGGACUUCGAGAGGGGAACCUGUAGGGAUCUGCUCCCUGUUUCCAGAGAGAGAGAGGUUGCCUCCCUCCCCCGAGGCUCUCAGAGUCAGCCUGUGCCAGCUCCUGAGGGCACUGAGAAUGGCCAGAACUUCAUUGUCAAAGAGCCCGGCACUCAGCAUGAUCACCCACACCAUGGAGCUCAGUCCUUUGCCAGUCUCCAGUGCCCCCAGAGUGCCACACAGCAGGUCCCUCUCACCAGGAACCGGCGUGCACCCACAGCCCAGCGUGCCUACACCUGCAUCCAGUGUGGCAAGAGCUUCGUCCACCAGUCCACACUCACCACUCACUACCGCACACACACCGGGGAGAAGCCUUACAAAUGUGCCGAGUGUGAGAAGCGGUUUGGUCGCCUGUCCACGCUGCUGGAGCACCAGCGCACCCACACCGGAGAGCGGCCCUUCCCGUGCGCACAGUGUGGCCGUCGUUUUGGGCGCCUGUCCACACUGGUGGAACAUCGGCGCACACACACGGGUGAGAAACCAUUUCCGUGCACCCAGUGUGACAAGCGUUUCACGCGCUUGGCCAACCUGACAGUACACCAGAGUGUGCACUCCGGGGAGCGUGCCUUCCAGUGCGCCCAGUGUGGCUCGUGCUUCACGCACAAGCCCAGUUUCCUGCGGCAUCUGCGCAGCCACUCUCAGGAGAAGCGCUUCACCUGCGGCCAGUGUGGCAAGAGCUUCUCCUGCCGCUCCUGGCUGGUGCGCCACCAGGGCAGUCACGCCCGCCCAGCCUCCUCUACUUACGUGGCUUGUGAGAAGAGCUCACCAAGCCAUGAGUCACCGGCAGGUCUCCUUAAAGGCGCAGCUAGGGGGAAGUUUUCCAGUGACCCUUCUGGCUCACCCAGGUCCAAGGACACUAAGGCAUAUGGCAGAGGUCAGCAGCUCAGUGGCCAGGGUCAGGACGGUCUGGUGGGGUCGCUGCAUACUUGUCUCUCUGUAAAGAUGGAGAAUGCAGGGUAGCACCCCGAGAGUUCCCUAAUGAGGCCGCACAGGGCUUCUGGGUCCCCUUGAAUCCAAGCUGCCUCCUACGGGGCGCUUCUUGGGUCAGAUGUGUGGUGCCUGCCAUCUGCUAGGCCUCCCGGGGAAGGUUGUCUCCCUCGGACUGCAGGUGCUAAGUGCCCUGAGAUCUUGCUGCAGGGAAGGCUCCAGCAUCGGGUGAAGGGAAGAGUGAAACGUGAGUAUCUGCCAGCAGCAGCAGCAGCAGCAGCAGCAGCAGCAGCAGCAGCGUCCCCUGAGAUCCUGGCUGCUCCAUCACCAUCUCAGCAGUUUGGGCAGCAAUGAGCUUUUCACCAUCAAAGGGGUUUGGCCAGUUAGGAAUGCUGCAAUUUUGAAAAGUUGAGUUGCUCCGCUUCUGUCUGAGGAACUCAACUCAAACUAGUUUCCAAGAUUAACCUAGAACAGGGCUGGGGGAUGUGACUCAACAGUGUCCAUCUAGCAUGCAUGGAUGGAGCCAUGGUUAGAUCCCCAGCAUAAAUUAAGCUGGCCAUGAUGGCACAUACCUGUGAUCCUAGCAUUCGUGUUGAUGCAGGAGGAUCAGAAGUUCAAGGUCUGUUUGGCUACAGUGUCCCUGUUUAAAGAAACAAAGUAUCAUUUAGGAGUUCUCAGAUACCCUAUGUCUCACCAGGGCCCCGUAUUUGUAGAAUAACCGCAUGCGUGUUCCCAAGGACUCCCACUGGAGGGGCUGGGACUCAGUGUCAUUGUCCCCACUUUGGAGGAAUGUGGGAAAACAGACCUGGGCUGCUUGCUCUGCCCUCUGGGCUUUGUCUGCGUCUGGAGGUGAUUUUUACCAAGAUCUGAGAUUUCCCAUAUUCACUUAAAACCUGUAAAUAAAGAUAUUUAUGAAGAACUAUAAACUCCCCUUCUUGCCCUGAUGACCCUGCCAAAAUUGGUUAUUG
This is a messenger RNA of Peromyscus eremicus (cactus mouse), 4350 nucleotides long. RefSeq names its product zinc finger protein 282-like. Bases 1715 to 3415 code for a protein of 566 amino acids. The record is from RefSeq and is a predicted model, not a curated record. Gene Ontology annotation, biological process: regulation of transcription by RNA polymerase II. Lineage: Eukaryota; Metazoa; Chordata; Mammalia; Rodentia; Cricetidae. Gene Ontology annotation, molecular function: DNA-binding transcription factor activity; RNA polymerase II cis-regulatory region sequence-specific DNA binding. The transcript has 5 exons.